Molecule: messenger RNA, 10764 nt
Organism: Cynoglossus semilaevis (tongue sole)
Lineage: Eukaryota; Metazoa; Chordata; Actinopteri; Pleuronectiformes; Cynoglossidae
Gene: igf2bp1
Product: insulin-like growth factor 2 mRNA binding protein 1
Exons: 15
Coding region: 850-2463 (537 amino acids)
Molecular function (GO): RNA binding
Source: RefSeq, a predicted model, not a curated record
CAAAAAUUAUUAUUACAAAUAAAAAUAUAUUUUAUUUGCAAUUGCUUAAUGAAUUGGGGCGUGUGAAGAGCUACGUACCCCCGGGAGCCAUUCAACUUUGGCAGGGGGGAGGGACACGAGUAGCGUAAACGCGAUGGCAACUAAGAGCCUUUGCUACUAUAUUCUUACUUUACACCGCGUCUAUUGAAAUAUUUUCAAUAAAUGUUUUUUAAACAUUGUAUUGUUUGUUUAUUAGCUUCUCUUCACGCGUGGUACUAUGAUAUUGAGUCCUACUCUCCUAUAAUUUAGCUUGAAGCCUCGUUUACUCUCCCCCACCUUCCAGUCGUCAGACACUAUUGUUAUAAAUGGUAAAUAUUUCUGUUUUAUUCUCAUCAAAUCAGGUCGCACAUAAACGUAAUUCAGGCCGAACAGACCGGUUGCCUAUUCAGAGUUAUUCGGCUCUCGUCGGCUCUUCUUUGGCCUCAUUUUUGUCACGUUUUCCCCCUACUGUAGGUCUAAAUUGUGUGGAAGGAGACAAGGUCGCCAUGGCAGUCGUCUCUGCUUCACUAACUCGAGUAGAAAAACUCCACACACUACAAACAACAAUCUUUAUUUACGACAAUAUACAUUGUCGUAAAUGGAGACGCGCCCCAAGUUUACAGCCAACAUUACUAUUUACUUUUUAGACUAAACCGACGAACACAAACAACAAAGUGACACGUUUAAAUCACCCUCUUGACUUCACCUCGUAGUUUCUGGGCCCUUUGAACUUUAACAUUAAUCAACUGCUUUUCAGCUGUGGUUUAUCACAUAAAUGUACUGUUUGGUUUGGAAGUAUAUACACGUAAAGUGGAACUUGACGGUAAACGCAUGGAGGUCGAGCACUCUGUCCCCAAAAAGCAAAGGUCUCGAAAGCUGCAGAUCAGAAACAUUCCACCUCAUCUACAGUGGGAGGCACUCGAUAGUCAGUUGGCUCAGUGUGGAACCGUUGAAAGCUGUGAACAAGUGAACACGGAAAGUGAGACUGCAGUGGUUAACGUCACUUAUGCUUCCAAGGAACACGCCCGGCAAGCCAUCCAGAAACUGAAUGGAUAUUUGAUUGACAACACUGCCCUGCACGUCUCCUACAUCCCAGACGAAAGCUGUGACCUGGAGGGGGGUCAGCGGGGGCAUGAUAACGGCCGGCGCUCUGGUUAUGGGCCCCGCAGUCCCCGUGGUGGCCACCCCAGCUCUGGGAUGCCCCCAAAACACACAAACACUGACAUCCCCCUGAGAGUGCUGGUGCCAACACAGUAUGUGGGGGCUAUAAUCGGCAAGGAGGGGGCCACCAUUCGCAACAUCACAAAACAGACUCAGAGCAAGAUUGACGUGCACCGCAAAGAGAACGCCGGUGCUGCUGAGAAAUCCAUCAGCAUCCACUCCACACCCGAGGGCUGCUCCGCCGCCUGCCGUAUGAUCCUGGAGGUCAUGCAGCAGGAGGCCAAAGACACCAAGACAGCCGAUGAGGUUCUGCUGAAGAUCCUGGCUCACAACAACUUUGUGGGACGCCUGAUCGGGAAGGAGGGACGCAACCUGAAAAAAAUUGAGCAGGACACAAACACCAAGAUCACCAUCUCUUCUCUGUGUGACAUGACCGUCUACAACCAAGAGAGAACCAUCAUAGUGAAGGCUUCCCUGGAAGACUCCUGCCACGCUGAGAUAGAGAUCAUGAAGAAAGUCCGAGAGGCCUACGACAACGACCUCGCUGCCAUGGACUUUCCUUCACAGCAACAGACUCACCUAAUUCCUGGAAUAAACCUGCGGGCUCUGGGUCUCUUCCCCUCGUCCUGCAACAUGCCUCCACUUCCACCUGGAAAUUCAGUGCCUGGCUCCCCCUAUGGCCACUAUGGGGCUCCAGAGCAGGAGACAGUCUACAUCUACAUCCCAGCACAGGCGGUGGGGGCCAUCAUCGGAAAAAAGGGGCAACACAUCAAAGAGCUGAGUCGCUUCGCCGGAGCCUCCAUCAAGAUCGCUCCAGCAGAAGCUCCAGACUCUAAACAGAGGAUGGUGAUUGUGACUGGCCACCCUGAGGCUCAGUUUAAGGCUCAGGGCAGAAUCUACGUAAAGCUGAAGGAAGAGAACUUCUUUGGACCCAAGGAGGAGGUGAAACUGGAGACUCACAUCAAGAUUCCUGCCUCUGCCGUAGGACGGGUCAUCGGAAAAGGAGGAAAGACUGUGACCGAUCUGCAGAACAUGACAGCAGCUGAUGUUGUCGUCCCCAGAGAACAGACACCUGAUGAAAACGACCAAGUCAUCGUCAAGAUCAUCGGACAUUUCUACGCCAGCCAGUCGGCUCAGAGGAGGCUCAGAGAGAUCUUCAACCUGGUGAAGACCCAACAAAAAGGUGGGAUGGUCGUGGGCCACGGCCCCAGUCCCCAGGGCAUGUCAGAGAUGGGCAGUCCUAAGCAGGACAUGACUCAGGAUCACCAGCCUCGCAGGAAGUGAGGGGCACGACCCCCCACAUCCUCCUCAAUGCCACAAGGCACCCCCUUGCCUGACUGACUGACAAAAAUAUGGACGGACGGAUACAGGAGAGCGACACAUGGACCCAGCAAUAGAUAGGGAGAAAUCUAAGGAGGGAGGGAGAGUGUGAAAGAGAGGGAGAAAAACGCUUAGAUGGGAGAGAUGAAAAAACAAAUCAAGAGAUGAAAUGAAUAAUAAUGGAUUAAGAUUAAAAGACACUUGAGAACAGAGACCAGAUGCCAGGCCACGAGAGACGCUGAUUGAGGAUGGAUGGAUGAAGGAAAGGAGGGAUGAAGAGAGGGACAAAGGUGGGGUCCUCCUAGUGUGUCCCGGUGGAGCUGCAGCGAGCUCCUCCCCCUGUCGAUCUUUUUUUUUAAAAAACAGAUCCCGUGUCAUCAUGUAAGAAGAUGAUUUUUCUAUUGAAGCCGAGCUGCUGCCGUUUCCGCCUGACUGCGUUGUUUGACAUCAGGUGCAGAGCUGAGGGUUUAUCUUUGGACACACUUAGCAGAGGCCCGUUUGACCCUCUGUCUCCCUCUACAGACCUGUCCAACCAUCUGCAGUCAAUCGUAUAUUAUAAGGGUGUUUUUUUAAAAAGAAAAAAAACAGAGUUAUAUGUAUAGAAAUGUUUUAUUCAGAGCUAUUAUUGAGAAUAUGCAGUGAGGCGGAGCCGGGAGAGGGAGCGGGGAAACUGCUGCGCCGGCACGGGGGGCGGGGGCUGUCUGUGGUACUUGUGGUGCUAGCACUACCAACCCCUACAACCCCCCUCCCCAAAGCCACAGAAAGUCUGGAAGAGGGGCCGCAGAUGUUAACACUGCUCUUAAAGACCUUUCACAAAAGAAGAAUAAAAGAGAAAAAAAAAAGUAAGAAAAUGUAAGGUUGUAAAUAUAUAAUCUUCAUCUAAAUGUUGAAAAAUGCUGCGUUUGGCCGUCUUGCCUUUUAUUUAGGGGGGGUCUUCUGUGAAAUUCCUUGUCUUUCGGGACUGAGGAAAUGCUAGAACCCCCCCGAUCCACAGUUGUGUGGCGGAAGACGCAGCAAGAGACAGUAAGGGGCGCAGUGGUCGCAGCUGGUACUGCAGUUCUAUUGCAGUGGCUCAGCUUGCACGCGUUAAAGCGUCACAGAACCGUUUUAUGGAAAAUAGCCAGCAGCUAUGCUUGCUGGUUAGCAGCCUGCCCCCUUUAAUGGCAUAUUUUAUAUAUAUUAUAUAUAUAUGAUAUGUGAGUUAGCCCGGCCCCUCUGGUGAUUGUAGGGAAGGCAGGGAGUCGGGGGUGAGGUUUCACCUCAACUGUGUGAUCAAAGUCCUGCAGCGACAGACUUCUGCUCGCUGCUGCCUCGCCUUCUACAGCUCGGUACCCAACGAAGGUCAAACAACCUGGGGUCCUCGCAGCCGUCCCGCGAUUGAAGUUAGCUUUGUUAGCUGUGCCGUCACGCAGCAGAAAACCAAAAAGAGGCGAAGUCUUCCAAACUCCCUGCCUUGGUCUCAGAGAAGGUAAAAUCUGAUAGAAGGGGAGCGGCUUCCUCGUUCCCUCUCCCGCUCUGCCGAAGGCCUGUGGGCGGAGCCUCCAGACCCUGCCUGCAUAUGAUAAUGAGGGGUGGGGUUUUUAUCUGGACGCUCUUGCCAAGAUUAGAACAGAUUAGCGAAGAAACGAAAAAGAAAAAAAACCUACCUCAGGGUAAAUUUACCUCAGUAUUCCUAACUUUUUUUUUGCUUGCUGGUGUUUUAUAUAAGAAGAAAAAAGAAAAGAAGAGCUGAUAGUCCUGAAUAUUUUUAUUUUUUUAAGGAAAAAAUAUUUUUUUUUAGGUAUUGUCUUGUUGCUUUGGUUAUUUUUUUCUGUUUUUUUUUUUUUUGGUUAUGGAUGUGAUGAUGAUUGGAUGGUCUCAGGAUGACAAGGAGGCAGAGUUUUCCUUUUGAAAACUCCAGGGUCGAGCAGCGACGGGGACUGGGUUCAGUGCCAUUUGACCUUUACGGUUAGAAAACGUGGCUCUCUGUCGUCCUGAGCUGUGAUCGGAGUCGCCUUUGUUUGAGACUGAACCAUAGCCAACAGGGAGUGGCACUAACUUCAGCUGAGGUGAAAAGAGUAGGUGGGGUCUAAAUGUGCACCCCUGGUGGUGGGGGGUGGAAGUGGGGGUGGUCAUUUUUUUUCUUUUCAUUAUUGUAAUGACACGUCCACACAACCCCACCCUGAGGUCACAUUAGGGACUGCACCACUCUCUUCUCCAGAUGCUGCGAUGGCCCCCUUCUUUCCCUCUUCUCCUGCCUUACUGUGAUGACAUCAUCAUGAACCGCCAAACACUUUUACAAGGCUUUAAAGGGGCAGUCACACCAGCUGUACGUGCCCUUGGUGACCACUGACGUCCUGCUCUGUAGCUGCAUCGCAAUUCACCGGCCAACGCUGUCCAAGGUGCUGGACAUCUUUCGGCCGAUGUUGUGUGUUUGCAGUUGGAGCUGAGUCCCAGUUCAACCAACAGUGGUGUUAAUUAGACUCGUCUCCACCAAAUAGUGCCAGGAACUCACAGUAUCAGGAACCAUUUUGAAGGAAGUAAAGUGGCUGUCUGUGUUUCUUCCCUGGAGAAAAUCCUGUGAAGAUUAUGCAAAUCAGAAACCAUCGUUGGGUUCUCUGGAGAUCCCAAAAAAAAACAAACAAAAGUGCCUGAAUUUCUGUACUUAUGUGUGGGUAAAAAAAAUCUCUGUUUGGAGCUGAGUUUAUUUUCCAUAGACCAAGAUCAAAUAAGUCACUUCUCUUUCUCCGCCGUCGUUAAAAAUGGCCAGGAGAAGAGUUCACUUCUGGGGUCCAGCAGUGGAAACCCCCGCCCCCGUAGACCCCGGUACUUUCACUAGUUCACGGUACUAAUUCUUAAGGCGGAAGCAAUCUGAUGCCGAGGAGGUGCAUGUGUGAACGCUCCCAUAAUUAGACACACACACACACACACACACACACAUACACACACACAUAUAUACAUAUAUAUAUAAACUAGCUCUGACUUCUUUGAAUGUGAAUAACUCUUACCUGUGCACUGACCGUGACACCUCAGAGGCUCCCUGUUGGCUACAAGUGUGUGUGAAUGUGUGUGUGUGAUUGUGUUUUUGUUUUUUAAUGUUUAAUUUCUUUUUGUCAGAGGAUGUUGUUGUUGGUUGAAACUUAUAAAAUGUAAAGAAGAAAAAAAAAAAGCAGAAAAAAGUGGGACAAGAACCUAUGGUCCAUCCAUCUGGGUUUUCCAACAGAGCAUGGAUGGAGAAUUCCAAAAAAAAACAACCUUUUUCUUGAAAAUGGGAGCAAAACCAGAAAGGCAAGAGAGUUUGGAUACAACAGUGACUCAGCUCGAUGAUAGAUUUAAACCUGUACAUACUAAGGUGAACACCGUAGUUUUUGUAUUUUUGGAGAAAAACAGCUUAAAAAAUCUGAAUGGGAAAAGCCGUUGAGAGAGAGAGAGAAAAGGUCAAACCACGGACAAGUCACUGAUGGACAAAAGUCCAAGUCUUUCUCUUGUCCGUUCUUCACGCCUUCAUCGGUUCCAUCGGUUCCACCAUCACACAGGUCAGAGUCUGUUCUACUGUGUCUCUGCUGGGGCGGUCACUGUCCACUGGGAGUUAGCGCAGGCUAAAGAACGGUUAGCUUGUGUCUAAAUUGAGUCCGACUGUUUACGUGUCAGGACUUGUUGAACACGCCUCACAUAUUGGGAACCACUGAGUCACAAAGUCUUUCUACGCUCUGACAUGGUGUCAGUGAGGAGGCCGGCCGGUGUUCACGUCUUUGAGAUGAUUAUCAAUCUGUUUCCAGUGGAUUUUCGACCGCCUCAGUCUCUGCUUCCAUUUUUUUGUGCCGAGGUGAAAAGGUCGGGUUUUCCACCUUUUUCCAAACCAUAGAGAUCUGUUCACAACAGCAAGACAGUUAGGGAUGAAUAUUUCAGCCUGCAGCCGUUUGGUUAAGAUUCAUUUUUUUAUGACAAUACUGCAAGCUUUAUUUGGACAUGACACCUGGGGGCGCUCUGUUGCACUGAUUUGAAGAAAUGUGUCAACAAACGUCAACAACUACACGGAAAUAACUGAACACCCUCACCCGCUCUGACGCCCCCUCCCUGUGCAGUUUUUUUUUUCUAAAUGAGAGGGAGGGCGACGGACGACGGUGGGAGGGUGAAGUAGGAUGGGUGAAGGCGAAUGAGGAGGAACGGGAGGAGAGGGCGGAGUCUAACAAUGUAACUUUAAUUUUCCGAACCUCCCGUUCCGGCUACACCUCGGCCCCACCGUCUGUACGAUCAACGUCUUCUCUGCUUUACUGAGGAGGAGAGCCAGAGGUGUUUGUUUUUACUUUGAUUUUUUUUUUUUUUUGUAACAAAUGUCAUUUCAUUUUGAGAGUGGGUGGGAACGUCAGGGUCCCUCGCCCUCUCUUGCGCUGGUCACGUGUUCGUUUUACUCACAUCUGUUCAGAAACCUGUUGAUUUCUUACCUUUUUCCCUCCUUUUGCUCCUCACUAUCUUUCUGACUCUGGGUCGUCCCACCUCGGCGCUCCUUAAGGGUCUUUUGUUUUUUUUUUUCUAAUGAAAUGAUUAUAGUUGACACUUUUUUCAAUGCACAAAUCUAUUAACAUUUUGUCAUUACAGACGGCAGACUGCAGAGGGCGUAGUUCAGUACAAUGACAGUAACUGUGCCAAACAGACAGCACAGACAGCACAGACAGUACAGACAGGUGUACUUCCUGUGAUACCACCCUUCACCGUAGUGUUGUGUUCUUCACAUCUGAACUCGGCUCUUUCUAUAUUUUUGUGUCUGUACCUACACAGACUGUAGGUCGGUGGUUCUGGGCCCUGAAAGAAAACGCUGUCUGUCAGUUUUUGAGUUUUGAGACACAGUUAUUAACAUUUCACUAACGCUCAAAACACCAUGAAAAAUGAUUAUAUCCUCGUGAUCUCUGUCUAAAACAUAUCAUGUUUUUUUUUCCCCUAAACUCUCAGAUUAACCUGGGUUUGUGUCGAAGUUUCCACGAGUUCCAUUUAUUUCACCACAGUUUGUUGAAGGGGGGCGGGGCUAGUGGUCACAUGAUGUUUUUUUAUUUAUUUUUGAACCAGUCGUCUGCUGUUUUUUGACCAGAUAUUCUGUUGUUUUGACGACUCGACCUUUGACACCGACAUCAAUGAGGUCUUUGAAAAUUUGAUCACUGACGUUACAGAUCAUGUGAAUGGGAGAUCCUUUUUUUUUUUUGAUUAUUCGCUUAAUAUAAAUUUAAACAAAAAUGUUUUUUUUUCUUCUGUUAACCCUGAACCUGAGUCUGUGGUUGAAAUAAGUGGAACUUCGGUGUAGAAGCUCAUGAGUCUUUAGCAAUACAGCGUUUAUACCACACCGUGUUAAAUGUUUAUACACCAUGAAUCGUUAAAAAAAAACAGACAAAAAAAACAAAAACUCACAGAUAUUGUCGUUUUCUAUUUAAACUUUUACAGGCCGUUUCUUCAGCCUGGAGUUCUCACAGACAGACAGACAGUUUGCAGCUACAGUGUGAACUCCUGCUCUGGUCUGAGAAGUCUCCACUGAUGUAAAAUCCUGCGGAGAUCCAGCAGAGGGAGACAUCGUACCGAUAAGACAACGAAAACAAAUCUAUUGUCACAUAACUAGGAACGCUACCUCAGAACACAAGCAAACUCAGCUAGAGGAUUGUUUUUAAUUUUUUUUUUUUUACCUAACAGCCAGACCGCAGUACAGACGUCGAACAGACGCUCGCUCUCUGUUACAGUCAGAGUUCUUUUCAGUUUUCACUCUUUAAUUUAUUUUCCAUAUAUGAAAUUGUUGCACCUCCGCAGCUUAGAGACGGGACUGUAAAAUAAAACGACUUGAUUCAAAAGAAAUUAUGACAAAAAAAAAAAGGAUGGAAAAAUAUCCCGCAGUGGUGCAGGGUGACGAGGGGCAACUGGGACGAGGACUUUCUUUUCACGUGGGUAGGGAUUGAAGACGCCUGAUUGGGUCAGGUGUGGUCCAAUCAGGACGAGCUGUUGUUAUUUCCUGUCACAAAAACUGUGCCGUUAAACGUAAACUUCACCUUAUAUUACAUUUGUUAAAACAAAUAGGCCACAGUUUAAUUUUUCUUUUUUUUUGAUUCGCUAAGAUUAACCACGACCCUCUCCAGCUCUGUCCGCUCCCUGUGAUUUCACCUUCUUAGUCGAGGGGCACGACACCUGUAACCAUGUAAUUGUUUUGUUGAUCUACCUCUUAGAAAAAAAAAAUAGGUAAAUGGUAAAAACAUUUUUUUGAAAAAGGACAAAAAUUAUAUUAAAAAAAUACAUUUGCUUGAAAGAAGUAUAGAUAAAUGAAUAACUGGGUAGCGGCAUCUCCAUAUACUGUAGUGGAUAGUCUAUUAAAGAGAAAUUCUUUUACUUCUUCCAAAGAUGAUUUUGUUUUCUUUUCAUUUCUUUUCUCCUUUUUAAUCUGAACGCAUUUUGAAAUAAUUGAAUAUUAAAGUCACACUUGGUGACGACAAAGGUCGUCAUCUGUUAUAUAAUUUUUUUUUCUUUGAAAAACAUUAAAUCGACUUUUUUUUUUACAAUUUAUUUACAUUUUCUUUGAUUUCAUUAAACUUACACUUUUUUUGUUUAAGAGAAAAUCUUACAAAUACUCUUCAUGUUUUUGUUUCUAAUUUCUCUCUCUCUUCGUUUUGUCCUUUAAUGACAGCAGAUUGUAUCCAUCAUGUUUGGGUGCAUUUAGCAUUUUCUUUCUGUGAAAAGCCUACAGUUAGGACCUGCUACACUGAUGAUGAUCUAUUUUCACUUCUGAUGAAUUGUUUAAAAUAGCAUAAGGACCUGUUGUUUAACCAGAGGGGGGCGCUGUCACGGGAGGAGGGAGGCCGGAGUGUCGUCCGCCCCCCACCCCAGGCUGCACAGAUUCGAACCCUUCACUCUCUGAUUCGAUCAAACCCUGCAACCCUGGCGGGUGGAGACGCUCUCUGUCCCAGAUGCAAUGUGAGAGGGACGAGGUCUCCUUCCUCCCAGCAGGUGGCGCCUUCACUCUUCACUGUAUAAUGACUUUCACCCCCCCUGUUCCCCUCGUCUGAUUCCUUUAGUCAUCAUCAACACUUGUUUUAAACUCCUUGUAAACAAAACAGAGCAUAGAUAUGAAUGUGUUAUUAAAAGAUGAGAAAAUGGACACUGUCUCCUGGAUUACCUGCAGUCGACGUCAUCAUCACCUGACCGCCGCCAUUUUAAACACAAGGAUCGUCCUCUGAAUAGAGACAAAGAAUUAAAGCUCUUAAAAUGGUUUAUUAAGAUAUAUUUAAAUUCGUUUUGGUGCAAAUUUGUUACUAGUUACUUUUAAUAUUUAUAGAAACAACUCUUUACUGACUUUACAAUCAGUAAAUGUUGUUAUUUGGUGUGUAAUAACUUAGAAAACUGUCUUUAUUUUGAUUAAUUGUUGAUUUUUUUUUAAAAAAAAUGUCGAUUUUAAAAUGACAAAUCAGAAGAUGAUUGUAAAAAAUAACCUGGAGAUGAAUCAUCAAUCCUGUGUAACUUUGUAACUGACCAGUAGAUGGCAGAAUUGACCUAUAUAUAUAUAUUUUAAGCCUUGCUUUAAAAAAAAUCCUCCUAAAUAAUGAAAUACUACAAAUUACUAAGAAAGUGAACACAGAGAUGAUGGUUCAGAAAUAGCAAAGCUAUUAUUUAAUGUUGUGUUUGUUUUUUUCAUUAGUUUAUUCUAGAAGCAUCAACACUCCUGUCAAGUCAUGCUUCACUCGCCGCAGAAAAAAAAAGACUUUAAUUUUAACAACAUGUUAUUGCACAUUUAACCCCAGUGUAAAAACUUUAACCCGUAUGAUUUAUGAAAAGUUAAGCUGCUAAACCUGCAGUACAAACUAAAACCUAAUGAUUGCCUCGUGGUCACAGAGUUUUUAUGAUCAUUUUCACUGUACACUUUUAUAACCCUGAGUUUCACUGCUGCAGUGACACUUUCCCCAGUGUUUCUUUUGUUGCGUAGAGAGACUUCCGGCCACUGUUUCCUCCUCCACUGCUGCCCAGGCUGCGAACAGCGACCUCAGGUGUCGGAGCUCGGCGAUGCUACGUUCACUGACCAGGUCUGUCCAAAACACUACUGACAAAUGUAGACACAUUUUCAUAUAUGAUCUGUUUCUUCAGCAUUGAAGACAUUAGUGCACUUGACUGCCCCCUAGGGGCCUAGAUUUGAAACAGCAACCCUUCAACCACACACUCAACCCUAUGAUCACUUUAAGUCAUUUAAACAGUAAAGAAAAAUCCCACGUCAUAUUCAAAGAAAUUUGAAAAGACAAUAAUAAUGAUAAUAAUAAUAAUAAAACA